UACGGCACCUGUCUGGUUUGCCGUCAAUACCACUCCAAAGCGAUCGCAGGGAACGACUCCCUUGCUCUGAAGACAUCGAGCCUUCCUAAUUCAUGAGGUCGGCUUUCGACAAGCUCGUGCCGGUGGGAUCCGAAUGAGGCAAGACUACUUUCGGACAGAGCAAACGCGAGGAGCAUUCUUCUCUCCGCAAGCCAAAGCAUCCUCUGCUCCUCAGCCUAGCGAAGCGGCGUAAUAGCGCCGCAGAGAACUGUCUGAGACAUGUCAUUAGCACGCCUACUUACUCUUCCUACGGAAAUCCGAGCGCUCAUAUUCGAACAUGUGGUUACCGAAGACCAGCUGGUCACUUUUCGCCUCGAGCCUUUUCAGAAGGACUACUACACCUCUGCCACGCAACCGGCCUUGACUCGCGUGAGCCGACAGAUGCGCUCCGAGUCUUUGCCAUUCUGGUAUGAGUGCAAUAACUUUGUCCUCCACACCGAAGGCCGCAAAGCCGAUGAUGGCAGGAAAUGGCUGCUGUGCAAUGCGCAUCACCUGGAUUCUGUCAAGCGCUUCUCUUUCUGGAUCCGAUAUGUACCUCUAGUAAAUCAACGCGCUUCAUCGCAGGGUGCUAUUAGUGUCUCCAUAUAUCGACAAACGAAACACGCUUGCUGGCAUAUAGACCCCACCUGGCUAUGGAUCACAGUCGUUCGAAAGCCUGUUGAGCUUGCGGGUGACGCGAAGUUUCUCAUGGAGAAACUGGCAAGCAUUGUACCUGCGUUAUCGAGCGACGACGCCUUGCCUGACGACUACUUUGGGGCGAUGAGCGAUCUACGACUCUACUAUGUUCAGGAGAAAACGUCUUGAGCGUAUUCAAAACUGUCAGCACACACUC
This is a messenger RNA of Cercospora beticola, 871 nucleotides long. RefSeq lists its product as uncharacterized. Lineage: Eukaryota; Fungi; Ascomycota; Dothideomycetes; Mycosphaerellales; Mycosphaerellaceae. The record is from RefSeq and is a predicted model, not a curated record.